CAAGACGUAUUCGACAUGGCCGCGGCAAGAAGUUCCCGCCCGAUUCCCACCGAUUCCGCCUGGAGCGACAAGCUACAGGAGCUGCUCGCCUGGUUCGAGAGCAAUCCGAAUCUUCCCGAAAAAAUUGAGCCGAUUGUGAUGCUGCGAUUCCUCAAAUGCGUGCAGUACGACGUCGAGAAGACCAAGCCUCUGGUGGAGCUCAACUACAGCAUGCGAAACAAGCAUGCGCACCUGUUCAUCGAUCGCAACAUGGAGGACGAGAUGACGGCCAAGGGUUUACGAGUCUCUGACUUGCUGAUACUCCCGGGGUUGACGCCAGAGGGAAACAAGCUCCUCUUCUUCCGCAUGGCUGACCUCGAUCCACAUACGCGCAAUUCGGUGGAAGAAACCAAAAUCUUCUUCAUGAUGAGCGACGCUCGCUUCACGAUGCCGGACGUGGAGCUAAAGGUGGGGGAGAUGCGCGACUUAGACGACUCGGACAUUGCGGACGGAGACGUCCAGAUCGUCGACAUCGGGGGAUACACGCUCAGGCAUCUGGCCUACAUAUCAAUCUUCGUUCUGCGUAUCUACAUGAAGUUCCUGCAGGAGGCCUAUCCCUCGCGCCUGCGGGCCAUGCACGUCAUCAACUGCCCCUCGUAUCUCGAUCGGCUCAUCUCAAUGAUGGCCCCCUUCUUGAGGGAGGAAGUGAGGAAUCUGGUCCAAUACCACACAGAGGGCAUGGAUAGCCUGUACAAGCAAGUACCUAAGGAUAUGUUGCCCGAGGAGUACGGUGGGAAGGCCGGCACCAUUGCCGAGCUCAAAGCCAGGGGGAUACAGUCCAUCAAGGAGAAGAGCGGCUACCUGUGUGAUGAGCGGUAUUGGAAGGUAACGGGGUUGAGCAAAAGUCGCUGGUCCUGGUUUUGAGCAAGAAGCCGAGGAGGACCCAGAUGGGUGCGGCCGAUGUCGUGAUAUUCAAAUGUGAUCAAUGAGCAGACCCCACUCGGAGCUAUGGUUAUGUGUAGCAGCAUGCUAUGAUUAGUUUAUAUCGUAUUCGUACAAAUAAUCCUUUGUUUUGUGUCCAAGUGAGCGCUGAAAAUACCGUAUUCUUUAUUUUUUUUUGAUAAAAUUGAAUCAGUUUCAUAUUUAAUGUUUUAA
Messenger RNA from Drosophila persimilis, 1134 nucleotides. Its product is annotated as alpha-tocopherol transfer protein-like. The transcript has 6 exons. Gene Ontology annotation, molecular function: phosphatidylinositol bisphosphate binding. The record is from RefSeq and is a predicted model, not a curated record. Bases 16 to 903 code for a protein of 295 amino acids. NCBI's taxonomy places the organism in Eukaryota, Metazoa, Arthropoda, Insecta, Diptera, Drosophilidae. Gene Ontology annotation, cellular component: membrane.